AUGAUAAGGUUUCUAAAUGGAGUUAACAAGUUUGGUGGUUUUGGUAAACCAUGGUUCUAUGUUCAUUCCUUCCAUUCUCUAUUGUCAUCAUCGUCAUCAUCGUCAUCACCAUCAUCUUCAUUUCACCAUUCAUUCACAGCCACAGAUCCCAAUGUCCUCCACCGAGUUCUACAACGCUGCAGAGUUUCUAUGAAUUUAAAAGCUGCCACUAAAGCUCACGCAAGAGUUGUAGUGAUUGGCCUUGCCACUUACCCUUCUCUUGUUUCAUCUCUCAUCUCAACCUAUGCUCAUUGCAACCAACCUCACAUUGCCCUUCACGUUUUCUCCAACGUUUUGGACCUCUUUAGCAGGAAUUUGGUGAUCGCGAGUUUGAUGAAAGAUGGACAAUGUGAUGUUGCGACGAAGGUGUUUGGUAAAAUGCUUGUGAGAGAUGUGGUCACUUGGAACUCCAUGGUUGGAGGUUACGUCAAAAGCUCGCGCUUCUUCGAUGCGUUGAACCUUUUCCGGAGGAUGCUGAGUGCCAAGGUUGAGCCUGAUGGGUUCACCUUUGCUUCUGUAAUUACUGCGUGUGCACGCCUUGGCGCUCUUUGCAAUGCCAAGUGGGUGCACGGUUUGAUGGUUGAGAAGAGGGUUGAGCUGAAUUAUAUAUUGAGUGCUGCGUUGAUUGACAUGUAUGCUAAGUGUGGUAGGAUUGAUGUAUCAAGACAGGUUUUUGAGGAGGUUGUGCGUGAUCAUGUGUCGGUUUGGAAUGCUAUGAUUAGUGGGUUGGCAAUUCACGGACUUGCAAUGGAUGUCAUUGUGAUUUUUUCGAGGAUGGAGACAGAGUGUGUUUUGCCAGAUUCUGUCACUUUUAUAGGGAUUCUGACUGCUUGUAGCCAUUGCGGAUUGGUUGAAGAAGGUCGCAAGUAUUUUGAUAUGAUGCAGAACCGUUUCAUGAUUCAGCCACAGCUGGAGCAUUAUGGAACCAUGGUUGAUCUCUUCGGACGAGCAGGGCUUACGGAAGAGGCCUAUGCUCUGAUUAAGGUGAUGCCUAUGGAGCCUGAUGUUGUGAUAUGGAGAGCACUUCUGAGUGCUUGUCGAAUCUACAGAAAGAAAGAACUUGGUGAAGUUGCCAUUGCAAAUAUAUCCCGCCUAGAGUGUGGAGACUUUGUGUUGUUGUCAAAUAUGUAUUGUUCUCUAAAGAAUUGGGAUAGUGCUGAGAGGGUGAGACGGAGGAUGAAAAUGGGAGGGAUUCGGAAAAACCGUGGUAAGAGUUGGAUUGAAUUGGGAAACAGCAUUCAAAAAUUCAGUGCAGCUGAUCAUUCACAUGCGGAAAUGAAAUCAAUUUACCGAGUGCUGGAAGGUUUGAUCCAAAGAGCUAAGUUGGAUGGAUUCACACCCUUGACGGAUCUGGUUUUGAUGGAUGUGUCUGAAGAAGAAAAGGAGGAAAAUUUAAUAUUUCACAGCGAGAAGUUAGCGUUGGCCUAUGGGGUCCUGAAAAGUAGCCCUGGAACAAAAAUCAGGAUUUCCAAAAACCUUCGUAUCUGCCUAGACUGUCACAAUUGGAUUAAAAUUAGACUACUGGUAGAGUUAUUUCUUGGUUGCAUGGCUGAGUGCCCUCAGCUUAUGCACAUAUUGAUUGAGAAGAAAGUCUCUGAUGUGUGCUCCCUCAUACCUUUUCCUGACCUCCAAAUGGAAUAUUACCGGUUGUUGGAAAAAGGAACAAUAUUUAAAAUUGCAGACAUGCUUUUGGUUGCAUGUCUAGCAACCCUCUACCUUGCAUGCAGAAGAAAAGCACCAGUUUAUUUGAUAGACUUCAACUGCUACUGUCCACCCAGUUCUUAUAGGUUACCAAUGGCCAUGUUUGAAGAGAAUCAACUUUAUGAGGACAUGGAUCCAGAGGCUAUUGCUUUCCAAUGCAAGAUCAUGGCCAAAUCAGGAUUCAGUGAGCUAACAUCCAUUUCUCCAUCUCUUGCUGAGAUACCCAAAAUCAAGGCUCUCUCCUUUGCCCUUGAGGAGGCUGAGACAAUCAUGUGUUCAGUAAUCAAAAACCUGUUCGAGAAAAACAAGAUCAACCCUAAAACCAUUGACAUACUCAUCACUAAUAGUAGUGUCUUCUGCCCCACCCCAUCUCUUAGUGCCAUGGUGGUUAACAAGUUCAGAAUGAGGAGCAACAUCAUGAGCUUCAACCUAUCUGGUAUGGGAUGCAGUGCUGGAAUUAUUUCAAUGAGUCUAGCCAAAGACUUGUUGAGAGUUCAUAGGAACUCACUAGCUUUAAUAGUAAGCACAGAGACGCUGAGUCUGAAUUGGUACACUGGUAAAGUCCCUUCUAUGCUUCUAUCUAAUUGCCUAUUCAGAAUGGGUGGCGCAGCUAUAUUAAUGUCUAGUAGGGUCCAAGAUAAGCACAAGGCAAAGUAUAAACUACAGCAUAUUGUUAGAACAAUCACUGCACAGGAUGAUCAAUCUCAUGGCUGUGUCUACCAACAAGUGGAUCCAGCGGACAAAGAAGGUGUAUCCAUAUCAAAGAACAUAGUCAACGUGUCUGGAGAUGCACUGAAGAAAAAUAUAGCUUCACUAGGACCACUGGUUCUGCCUUUGAGGGAGCAAUUCUUGUAUUUAUUUUCCAUUAUUUGUCGGAAAAUGUGUUGUACGAGAAGAAUAAGCAUCUACACUCCAAAAUUCAACCAUGCUUUUGAGCAUUUCUGCAUACAUUCAGGGGGAAGAGCCAUCAUAGAAGCCGUUGAAAGAAACUUGAAGCUAAGGAAACAGGACGUGGAGCCAUCAACCAUGACUCUCUACAGGUUUGGAAAUAUUUCAUCAUCUUCAAUUUGGUAUGAGCUGAGCUACAUAGAAGCAAAAGGAAGGAUGAAAUGUGGGGAUAGGGUGUGGCAAAUUGCUUUUGGAAGUGGAUUCAAGUGUAAUAGUGCAGUGUGGAAAUGUGUAUGUGAUAUGAAGCCAGACACAGCCACUGCAUGGAGGGAUACAAUUCACUCCUACCCUGUCGAUAUUAUGAGAACAAACUGA
Molecule: messenger RNA, 3003 nt
Organism: Sphenostylis stenocarpa
Lineage: Eukaryota; Viridiplantae; Streptophyta; Magnoliopsida; Fabales; Fabaceae
Source: the annotation of a GenBank genome assembly